UCAUUGCGUUCAGCCAACCACAUUGAAGCUGUGCUGUCACAGGGGCGGCCUAAAGAGGAAGGAAUUCACAGUAAUUGAAACUGAAACUAUAACCAGCUCUGAGAGCUGAAGCUAACGUCUGCACUCUACGCUAGGCUUUCAAGGAAAGCACCGCACAGUCUGUGAGGAUGAGCUAUCUAAAGCCACGAAUUAUUCCUUGGCUGGAGCAGCAGAUCACCAGCCAGAAGUAUCCAGGUCUCAAAUGGACCAACCCGGAGCGGACACUGUUCCAGAUACCAUGGAAACAUGGCCUGAGACAGGAUAGAUCAGAGGACGAUGUGAAAAUAUUUGAGGCGUGGGCAAUUGCCAGUGGUAGUUAUGACCCCGAGAAAGAUGUAGCUAACCCAGCGGUAUGGAAAAGGAAUUUUCGCUCUGCUCUUAACCGAAAAAGUGAGAUCCGUGUGGUCCAGGAUAAAAGCUCAGAUUCUAACAACCCACAUAAAAUCUAUGAGUUCAACAGAGGGAACAUAUCCACUGGUGAUAUCACGCCUGAAGAUUUGUAUUGCGGUGACAGUAUCAGUCCAUCUUCUCAACUACCUCCAUUCAAUAGCCCAAGGAGCCAGCCCACUGUGGACAGAAAUCUUUCACAGGACAUAAACCAGAUGCGGAUUUCUAACAACGAAGACGACUUGUAUCUCGCUCCUGAAGAUCUGCCAAGCUCGGUGCCAGCAUCGGCACAGGACUGGUACAAUAACAUCUCCUCCCCAGACGUGUUUUUAGCUGGAGCUAGCCCAGUAUGCCCUGAUAUUCCUCCCUAUGUACCCUACCAGGAUAAUACCGGACAAGUUCAGAGUACAUCUCAAGAGCAGGUGGUUGCUGUCCAACAAGACCUGCUCAACCAGUUUUUCCGUAACAAUAUAUUUGAAACAGAGUUUGAAGUAAAGAUUUAUUACCGGGGAAUUCUGGUGAAGAAAAGUUUGGUGAGAAACCCCUGUGGCUUCCACCUCACUUCAAGGCAACAAACAAACCCAGAAAGCUAUUUAGAGGAAGUGACUCUGCCAUCACCUUCCUUAAUCUCUGACUUCAAAGUAGCUGCUGAAAUAAACAAACUUCUAGAGAAUCUGGAACAAGGAACUCUGGUGGAGGUACAUAAUGGAGCCAUCUGUGCCAAGAGACAGGGGAAAUGCAGGAGUUUUUGGAGUAUGACAGAAACGCCAACAACGGACCAGCCCAAUCCAAUAAGCAAAGAGUCCUACUCCGAGCUGUACAAGUUUCAGCAGUUUGUGAAAGAGCUGAUUGAGUUCAUAGAACAGAAGAGGACAGAAUCUCCACAAUACGACAUCUGGAUUUGUCUAGGAGAAAUGUGGCCUGAUAGUAAACCAUGGAAGAAGAAGUUCAUUAUGGUGCAAGUUACGCCAAUAUCAAUGCAAAUGCUGCAUGAGCUGAGUUACAGCACCGGAGCCUCAUCACUACGUAGCAGCGAGGUCAACCUGCAAAUCUCUGACUCACUGUCCUCCUCUCUGCGUAGCACAAAUGAUCUGCUGAAUCUCCUAAAAGAGUUUGAGGAACGGAUGGACUGCGUUUAGCAGACAAAGCAGAACUCCUUAGGCCUUU
Nanorana parkeri is the source of this 1593-nucleotide messenger RNA. RefSeq names its product interferon regulatory factor 3-like. Gene Ontology annotation, molecular function: RNA polymerase II cis-regulatory region sequence-specific DNA binding; DNA-binding transcription factor activity, RNA polymerase II-specific; protein binding. Gene Ontology annotation, biological process: immune system process; regulation of transcription by RNA polymerase II. Gene Ontology annotation, cellular component: nucleus. The coding region runs from base 168 to 1565 and encodes 465 amino acids. The record is from RefSeq and is a predicted model, not a curated record. The transcript is spliced from 10 exons. Lineage: Eukaryota; Metazoa; Chordata; Amphibia; Anura; Dicroglossidae.